CUCCCACUGCGUUCUCAGACUCUGCAAUAAUUCUCUAGACUUCAUUAGUCCUGAGUGGGUAUUUCACUGUAAAAGUAAUAUGGGCAUGCCAUGGAAAACGAAGAAAAAGUUGACCCACCAUGCUGAUCCUCCAAAAGUUGAUGUGAUACAAUCAGAGUCUUCUUCCACUGGACCUUACCCAUCUUAGUUCAUAGUCUCAAAGUUAGGACUUGAGGUACUCAUAGAAGGAAAUCAACUAGAGCACCUUUAGCAUAAGACUUUAUUCAAAAAUGCCAGGCAUGAGAAGUUUCCAAAAGAGCAUUCUCACCUGAGGAAGAAGGCUAAGUCAAGCAGUACUUUUUAUAAGGAUUUCAGAGGAGGGAUGAGCCGAAGUUUAGCCAGUUUGAGGAAUAGUUCAAAGAUGGUUCUCAGAAACAGGAGGAAUUAUUGUUCUUAAGGAUGAGAAGCCAUUGUUUGUGAUUUUACCAAAAGGGUGAGGAGGAAGAGUUAGGGGCUAAAGUCACGUGGAAGAGAGGUAGAGAGGAACAUCUAAUGAGGGCAAGGACAUGCAAGGGCCACACAGGAAAUUUUGUCUUUUAGUGUCUUUUGCAGGGACCAAAGGCAACCCAGGUCUUCUGACUCCUGGCCAGACUUCUAUCUACAUCCCAUAGAUACCCCCAACCUUUCCUGCUUUGGUAGUGAUUGAGACAGAACCAUGGGUAUCCUGGACCCACUCAUGGAAGGAGAGGUUGAGAUAAGUGAAAUCCUGAAGAGCAAAAGCAAAAACUGGAAGAUUUUACAACUUUGCCCUAGGAAUGUGAUUUACCUUCAACAGGAACAGAGGCUGCAGGAGUUGAGUCCUGUGCACUGCUGGCCUGCAGCUACAGGUGAAGGCAGUUCUGCCAUUAGGGACUGAGAAAAGUCAAGGGCUCCCUCACAGGAGUUCCAUUUCCUGAUGAUUUAGCUCUGGAGGCAUCAUUGUAUCAAUAAUUGUUGUUGUGCAUCUAAUAUAACUCUUCUGAGCUCAAUCCUCAGAUUUUUCAGCUAUCAGCCUGAGUGGCCAUGCCUGCAGCCUCUUGUACCUCACCCCCCACUAGGGGCAAUCAGUUCUGUGCAUAUCAGAGCUCUCGGGGUUUUUUUCCUUGUUGUGCCUUUAAGAGCUGCAGGAAUGCAAAGAGAGUAUGGAGGAGGGGUUGGGUCUCCCAACAAGACUUCUGGGGAAAGGAUCCUGGGAGUUUUGGCCAGAAAUGAAGCUGAGAUUCCAACUCUGAGAAGUUGGGGGUGGUGUGUGUUGGGUCAGGCCUGUGAUUGGACUGCAGAGUUUACUAGCCAUGAGGAAAGCAAAAGUACAAGAGCUGGGGAAAGGGGAGAAGUCCUCCUUACGCCCACCCCAAUGCACCCUCACCCAGACCUAGAAGCAGGGUGCAGCCACUAGCCUCCGGAGGGUCAGUGCGUGUCCUGAGUGAUCCCAACAGAUGCUGGACCCAGGAAGUUCUCUACCCCAAGUCUGCCUGCAAGGCCUCCGGGGACCAGCUUGCCAACAGCUGGACUUGAUCACCAGCUUGCAAAGUGAGUCACAUCUGGUGGAAUAACAAGCGGACUUCGCUCUCCAGCUGUUUUUAGAGGAUUUUUCACAGCAGUGGCUAGAAAGCAGGCGACCACAACCUGGACCUUUGAGUCUUCUUUGAGAAGUACAGCACAGGUGUUUCCACCCCUGGGUGCUUUGCAGGACGAUGCUGGCCUUUCGGCAAGCUUCUGCUUUCCUGGUUCUGUUCCUCGCAGCUUUCCUGCCCGCGCCACACUGUGCUCAGGACCCAGCCAUGGUGCACUACAUCUACCAGCGCUUUCAAGUCUUGGAGCAAGGACUACAAAAGUGUACACAAGCAACAAAGGCAUACAUUCAAGACUUCCGUGAGUUCUCAAAAAACAUAUCCGUCAUGCUGGGAAGAUGUCUGACCUACACAAGUGAGUUUAAGAGUGCAGUGAAUAACCUGGCGCUGAGAGUCGAACAUGCCCAACGAGAGGUUGACUACCUAGAGUACCUGCGAGAAGCUGACAUGUGCAUCGAAUCAGAGGACAAGAUGCUGGCAGAAAAGCUAGUCCAAGAAGCUGAAGAUGAAAAAAAGAUUCGGACUCUGCUGAACGCAAGCUGUGACAACAUGCUGAUGGGUAUAAAGUCUCUGAAAAUAGUGAAGAAGACUAUGGACAGGGAUGGCUCUUGGAUGAAAGAUGCUGUCAGUAACUCUCCAAAGGUUUAUUUCUUAAUUGGAUCCAGAAACAACACUGUUUGGGAAUUCUCAAACAUGCGGGCACUCAUGGAGGACAGCACCAAGCCAGGUCCACGGAAGCUAAUCUUAACACAUUCCUGGCAGGGAACAGGCCAAGUGAUCUACAAAGGUUUCCUAUUUUUUCACAACCAAGGGACUCCUAAUGAAAUUAUCAAAUACAAUCUGCAGAAGAGGACUGUGGAAGAUCGAAUGCUGCUCCCAGGAGGGGCAGGCCGAGCACUGGUCUACCAGCACUCCCCAUCAACUUACAUUGACCUGGCUGUGGAUGAGUAUGGGCUCUGGGCCAUCCACUCCGGGCCAGGGAUCCAUGGCCAUUUGGUUCUCACGAAAAUCGAGCCUGGCACACUGGGAAUGGAACACUCAUGGGUCACCCCAUGCAAAAGCCAGGAUGCCGAAGCUGCAUUCCUCUUGUGUGGGGUUCUGUAUGUAGUCUAUAGUUUUGGUGGCCAUGGCCCCCAUCGCAUCACCUGUGUCUAUGACCCGCGGGGCACCAUCAGUGAGGAGGAUCUGCCCAACUUGUUCUUCCCCAGGCGGCCAAGAAGUCACUCCAUGAUCCAUUACAACGCCAGAGAUAAGCAGCUCUACGCCUGGAAUGAUGGAAACCAGAUCAUUUACAAACUCCAGAUAAAGCGAAAGCAGCCUCUGAAGUAAUGUAUUACGGCUAGGAGGGAGAACACCUUGGCUUUGCAAGCUGCUCUUCAGGACAUUGAGGCCACAGCCUCUUUGCAAUAUUGCAUCCCUCUAAUCACAUAAAGGGAUUGGGUCGAGAAGUCGGAGCACAUGUGCAUCCUCCCAGACACUGACGUAGAGAUCUUCCAAGAGUUGAGAUGAGAGUCUGUCAUUCAGACAUUUUCAACAACUCACGUUACCCAUCCAAACCUCCUGGCACUCAAGGCCUUCCGCAUUCUGAUCCAGCUUACUUCCAGCCUUUUCUUUUACUGGCAUUUACUUUAACUCCACCCCCAACCCCCAAGCAAUUAGAAAUGUAGGCCACCCCCUAAUACUCCUGGCUUUUCUUCUCUCCUCUGGCCUUUUCUCAAGCUCUUUCCUGUUUCACAAAUGCCUUUUGAUACUCUUCCAUUUUUACUGCCCAACUAAAAUACUAUUUCUUAUUGAUGUUUAAUCUGGAUUUCCUCUAACUCAACCUUUCCACCAAGCUAGGUAGAUAUAAUAAUAAGGUAAACACAUUAACAUUUGAAUACUACUUUCAAAUUACAAUGUGUUUGCACCUAUAUUACAUCAUUUAAUUCUCAUCUCAGCCUUGUAUGCAGGACAAGUCUUUAUAGUUGCCAUUUUAGAGAUGAGGAAAGCUUAGAUAAGCCAUUCAAAAUAACAGAGCUACAAAAUGAAAGAUAGGGCUAGAAAAUACUGCAAACCCCAGUUGUUUCAUUGCCCAAGGAAGCACCAGAUAUGCAUGUUUGUUCACUUAAUCUUUUAUAAGUAAUACAUUCAUCAUUUCAUUCUAAAAAUAAGUUUGCCCCUUUAGCCGCUUUUCAUGUCCACACAAGACCUUCCUAUAGCCCUUUCAGAAGAUGCUUCCUCCAGAAAACCAGCCUGAGGGUGAGGACCCUAUUUCUAGCCUCAUCUUGUCUUACCUUCCCCUAAGUCUCUCUUCUUGCUUGAAAUACAAUAAAAUUGACAUGAA
This is a messenger RNA of Rhinolophus ferrumequinum (greater horseshoe bat), 3912 nucleotides long. RefSeq names its product olfactomedin like 1 (gene OLFML1). NCBI's taxonomy places the organism in Eukaryota, Metazoa, Chordata, Mammalia, Chiroptera, Rhinolophidae. The record is from RefSeq and is a predicted model, not a curated record. The transcript has 3 exons. The coding region runs from base 1713 to 2918 and encodes 401 amino acids. Gene Ontology annotation, biological process: signal transduction.